CCGCGGGAUCUCUCACUAAUCACAUUUGCCCACAGUGUUCAGCAACGGACACAUCUCCUCCUCCAGCAGCUUCCCCCAUCCUCCACUGUCUCACACAUUUUUACAACAAACCCUCGGCCGAAAAAAAAACUCGCAGAAAUGUCCCGCUGGAUUGUCAACCUUCUCUUGGUCGUCCUUGGCGUGGCUGCUCUCUCUAGCCAGGCAUGGGGACAAUGUUCGAAGUUCGGCCACUCGUGUUACGGCGGACACGGCAAGCGGAGCGAGGACCAAUACCCUUCCAGCAUCGACUACGCAGCAGCCAAUCAGGUGCCCGCCCUCGCUCUCAAGGCAGCCCAGGACGACGCCCUGACCUGGGAUGACUCCGCCCCUUCCGUCUCCAACCCCGAGAUCAUCGCUAAUGUUCGAAACUGGCUGUCUGUCCUCGGCCGUCGUCUCCGCCAGAGGACGUCUUCUCAAUCUGCCACCUCGGCGUCGCAGUCUUAUGGUUUCCUACAGUAGGAAGUCGUUCCCAGAAACCUCGAAACAAACAACAACAACAAUAUGCCGACGAGUCCUGACAGCUCAAAUUACGACCACACUCAUAGAUAAAAAAAGAAAAAGAAGAAGGAGGAAACAAAAAAGAGAAAAUGACGACGACGAUGGCGAUGACAUUCCACGAACGGCGUCAUGUUUGUUUUUGGUUUUUCCCUUUCUCCGCGUGGGUGUUCCAAUAUGGCUCCUCCUGUUGAUGUUCUGCUGCCGAUAGCGUUCGCGAGGUGGAACCGCAUUCGUGUGGAUUCAUCUUCUCCUGGGAUGGUUUGACGCGGCGAAUGACGGCUUCGAGUGGGACGAGAUCUGCUAAAUUUCAAGAUAAAACUGAAAUAUGAAAAAUAAAAAGAUGGAGGAGGAUUUUUUUACAAAAUGGUUUUGUAUUUACCCUGAGUUUUUUCCCCCUCAUUUCACCCUUAAUUCAGUUUAGAAAAUAGUUUCCAUCCAUUGUUAAGUUCCAAUGUCAUUUAACACCUCCACCAUCAAAACACAAAUAGACACACACACACACACGUACACACACACACACACACACACACACAUACACACACACACACACACACAUACACACACACACACACACACACACACACACACACAUACACACACACACACACACACACACACACACAUACAAACAAACAAAGAGACACACAUACAUACAUAUUAUACAGACAACUUACAGACAGACAGACAUGUACCUGACUUCUCCAUCUGCACUGGUUAUUAAAAUCGCGAGACCAAUAUUACCACAGAUCCGUCACGGUACAAGUGACGUAUUGACAUUCCCAAGCAGAAGACAAUGGUUACUGAAAACCGUCUCUUCAUUCAUCUUAAGGAGGAAAUCUUCCCACACGACGCUGCUUAUCUCCGCAUCGCAAAUGUUAAACAAAGAAGAAGUAAAAAAAAAAGUUUUAAUAUGUGUUUUCAGCCUGAAUAUAACCAAAUACACAUAUCUGUAUAAAUGAAUGUUAGUCCACACAUAGGCCAAUACUACCCCACUAUUUUCUGUCACUGUUGUACAUGCAAGGAAUAUGUGUCACCCACAUUACUUCUGUUAUUUCUCUUGUAUAUUCUUCUGAAAUAAGGGUCGUGGAAGCAGGAACACCAUAACACACCAUUGAGGGCCAUUUGUAAUACCCAUUGUAUCAAAUUUUCCGAUGUACUAUAUGAUUUUUAAAAAAAUAAAGUGUCGGGGUCUCUAUGUAACGACAAAUUAACUUUUAGCUUGUCUAUUCCUCAUAAAAAAUGACUAAGCUAUAAUGUUUGCAGAAUUUAUAAUAGAUAACGAUAUGUAACAGUGUCCUGAAACUCCCAACUGUCUUGUCUAUAUGCUAUAUAGUGUUCUAGGGGCUGGGCUGUUGCAGGCUUAUUAUAUCUGUGGCUGUAUCAUAGAGAAGAAAAAACGAAAUAAAAAAAGCUUUCA
Molecule: messenger RNA, 1954 nt
Organism: Penaeus chinensis
Lineage: Eukaryota; Metazoa; Arthropoda; Malacostraca; Decapoda; Penaeidae
Exons: 3
Coding region: 139-498 (119 amino acids)
Source: RefSeq, a predicted model, not a curated record